Molecule: messenger RNA, 1361 nt
Organism: Coffea eugenioides
Lineage: Eukaryota; Viridiplantae; Streptophyta; Magnoliopsida; Gentianales; Rubiaceae
Product: sec-independent protein translocase protein TatB-like
Exons: 8
Coding region: 170-850 (226 amino acids)
Source: RefSeq, a predicted model, not a curated record
UGGUCUGGGUUUCAAAAUACAACGUCCCCCCAUCGCCAGCUCCUCUGAGAACUCUCCAUUUCCUUGAGGAAGAAGAAGAAGAAAAAAAGGGAUACUAUCAAGGCGCAAUUUUUCUUCGAAAUACCACUCUACAAGUGCCUAGGAGGAGGGGGAACAAGAGGAAAGAGUGAUGCUUGGCAUUUCUUAUGGGGAGCUGUUUCUCAUAAUUGGAGCUACUGCUGCUCUAAUUGGCCCAAAGGAUUUGCCAAUAAUUGCAAGAACCGCGGGGAGGUUAGCUGGAAGGGCAAUUGGAUAUGUCCAAGUGGCCCGUGGCCAAUUCGAUAGUGUUAUGCAGCAAUCUCAGGCUCGUCAGGUGCAUAAAGAACUACAAGACACUAUUUCCCAACUUGAAGCUAUUCGUCAUGAGAUUCGAACUAUAUCUUUUAUGAAUCCUGGUCCAUUAACUCGGAGCCUUGUGGACAAUGCUGUGAAUACAUCUCCUACAAGUGAUGAAACUGGGCUGGGAAAACCAGGUAAAGAGAGCAUUUCAGCAAUCCCCACUGCUAAGGGUUAUGCUUCACGGACCUCUGCCUCAUCUGACAUGCACAGCCAAGCUACUGCUUAUGCAAAGUUGGCUGAAUCUAAGUCAUUGAACCCUGCUUCUGUGAAUAAUGAAGUUCUGAAUGAGCUAACGGAUGAAUCUGGUCUUACCAUCCUACCAGUAUCAGCUGAAAGUGCAGGAUUGUUGGCAAGUAAAAAAGAUACGGUGAUGGGAUCUGACAUAGUUUUGGAAGCAGUCUUGGAGGCAGAGGUGGCUCGUAAUGCAAAAGACUUCUUUUCACAACCUCAAAAUCUAGAAAAACUUGAAUGAGAAGGCUGUUUGACAGGCUUAGCAUAUCCCAGAUUUGAACAAAUUUUUGUACGACAAUCCAGCCAGCAAGCUAGCUAAGAGGAUUAAACUCGGUAUUAGUUGCAACUAACCACAUCAACCUUAUGUUCUGUCAAAGAGAAGCUGCCUGCAGUAAAACGGGUUUUGAGAAUCUCUGUUGUGCUGUUCUACCUUCGCCUCUCGUAAAUACAUGAAGCAUCAUUUCAAAAAGGAAUGUAUGAUGGUCUAUGCAUUGUACUGGCACCUUACUAUUAGAUUGUGAAUGUCAGAGAUGCCCUAUGGUGCACUCUUACUUUUACCUGAUGAAUGUAUCCGGCUAAAAGCUGUUUUUCCCUCUUUCUCUGCUAGAUUUUGUUGUCUCUACUCUCCACCAUUCAGGCUGUUCAGUUCACUGUGUAUGUAUGUAUCUAAUCAUGGUGAGCUUUGUGCUUUUUUGUUUCGUAAUUGCAGAUUAAGAUGAUUUCUAUGUCAAUGUUCACUUGAUACUUUCUUA